Messenger RNA from Psylliodes chrysocephalus, 477 nucleotides. Lineage: Eukaryota; Metazoa; Arthropoda; Insecta; Coleoptera; Chrysomelidae. The record is from the annotation of a GenBank genome assembly.
AUGACAGACCAAAAAGGAAUACUGUGCGUGAUGACAGCCUACAAGACAGAACCCACAAAUAAUGCUCUAAGCAUCAUAACAGGAGUGACACCCAUACAUCUCCUAGCAGAUAGGAGGGUUUACCUUUACAACAAAAGAGAUGUUACUCAUAACUCUAAAAAAGAAAAGAGACGGGAAAUUUUUAGAAAGUGGUGUAUGGAGUGGGAUAGGGAUGUAGAAACAUGGCAAUGGACCAACAAAUUGAUUAAUAAAUGUCGGGAAUGCCAAUACUUAGAAGACUACUUCCUCACGCAAGUACUAAUGGGCCAAGAAUGUUUCAGGAGUUUGCUAAAGCGAAUGAAAAUUAUAGAAUCCCCAAAGUGCAUCUAUAGCGAAGCAGAAGAUAGUGUGGCCCAUAUGCUCUUCAAGCAUAACAUAUUUUAUAUCCAGAAUAGCCAUGGAACUGGCAAUAGACGAGGACGUACACUGACAAUCUAG